This is a messenger RNA of Stylonychia lemnae, 936 nucleotides long. Lineage: Eukaryota; Ciliophora; Spirotrichea; Sporadotrichida; Oxytrichidae. The record is from the annotation of a GenBank genome assembly.
AUGAAAAAAAUUUAACUACUACUAUUACUCUCUCUAGGGCUCCUUAAUAUCAUUCAUCAUGUGAGUGCCAAGGGAAAAACCUAUGAAGAUGUUGCCAAGCUGAUGCAGGAAAAUCAUUAGCUACAUCUUAAGGACGAUGAUGAAUCAGCAGUCAUAGUAGAUAAGAAACCCUAAAGUGCCGAUAAUAAUCAAAAUAAAAACCCAAAUACCCCAGCUUCUCAGCCAAAUAACAAAUAAAAUUAACAGACUUAAUAAACUAACAAUAACAAACUAUCGAAUCCUCCAACAUAUUCAACUCAUGACAUUAUGCAUACCAAUAGUGUCCCCUUAAACUAGGUUUUCUAACCCCCUCAAUAAGAGACUAAGAAUGAAUAUAAAAGAGAAGAUGUCGAUGAUCCACAGUCUUUAGGUCAUACUAAAUUCCAUAUUCAUGGACCAGCAAAUGAAAAAGCUGAGAAAGAGAGAGCAAAAUAGGUAGUUAGUGAUUUUGAGAAGAAAAAGAAGACCAACCCAGAUAGCAGAGUACAGAUGAAGGGAGUUAACUUCCAAAAAACUGGGGAUUAAAAGGAUAAAUUUUAUUUCUUACUUACAACCGUAGUGUUAACCUUGACAAGUCUUUUGAUAGUUGGUGCCUGCUUUGGUUCCAUUUACUUCUUCUAUAAACUUACCUUUGGAAACAGAGAAAGAUACUUCUAAUUUGAUGAGAACAAUAACGAUAUUGAAAAGGCUGAAAGAAAGGGCACUAAUCUUUCUAAGAUAGAUGAGGACCCACUUGAAGAAUUUGACACUUCUAUUGUUAAAGCAGCCAAACUGGGAGCAACUGAGGUUAGCAAUAGAUCCAGCAUUACCCGCCCAACUUAGGGAUAAGCUGACUCUUUAAAGAAAGUAAAUGAAGAUUAUUCUAGGUCAUCUACUAAGGAUUCUCGUAUCUAGUGA